AUGCCCGGAGCGGCGGCGGGGGCGGGGGCGGCGGGGGCGGCUCCCGGGGCCGCCUCGUCGGCGGGGGUCUCGUCGGCCGGGGCUCUGCUGCCGCCCCAGGAGGCGGCCAAGCUGUACCACACCAACUACGUGCGGAACUCGCGCGCCAUCGGGGUGCUGUGGGCCAUCUUCACCAUCUGCUUCGCCAUCGUCAACGUGGUGUGCUUCUUCCAGCCCUACUGGAUCGGCGACGGCGUGGAGACGCCUCAGGCGGGCUACUUCGGGCUCUUCCACUUCUGCACGGGCAGCGGCUUCUCCCGGGAACUCACGUGCCAGGGCAGCUUCACGGACUUCUCCAGCCUGCCCUCGGGAGCCUUCAAAGCCGCCUCCUUCUUCAUCGGGCUCUCCAUGGUGCUCAUCAUCUCCUGCAUCGUCUGCUUCAUCCUCUUCUUCUUCUGCAACACGGCCACCGUCUACAAGAUCUGCGCCUGGAUGCAGCUGACCUCCGCUGCCUGUCUUGUCCUGGGCUGUAUGAUUUAUCCUGAUGGCUGGGAUGCAAAGGAGGUGAAACGGAUGUGUGGUGAAAAGACAGACAAGUACACAUUGGGGGCUUGUUCAAUCCGCUGGGCGUACAUUCUGGCCAUCAUUGGAAUCCUGGAUGCCCUGAUCCUCUCUUUCUUGGCAUUUGUACUUGGCAAUAGACAGGACAGCUUACUAGCAGAGGAACUCAAGCUGGAAAACAAAGUUCUGCUAAGCCAAUCCUCACUAGAAUGAGCACAAAACAAAACCAAGUAACAGCUUUUGUACAUCAGCAUUAAAUGGGAAGACGCUUGGGAAGGGAGCCUGUGAUGGAGAAUGUAACACAGAAUAAAAAGUCUGACUGCCAAGAGCUGCCUUCUAAACACAGUGAAGCCAGACAUGCAAGUGGUUCUCUGGAGAGAGAUUCGAUCCUGGAUUUACCCACCAGCUCAUUAGGAACUGUCACUGGAUGCAACAUUCAGAAGGCAUGCAUGAAAAGUCACAUAAGGGGAAUAAAUUUUAAACGGGGGUAUAGUUGUCACUAGGUAAACAUAUUAAUAUACAUGCACCAAGGAGGUUUGUAAAAAAAAUAUUAUUAUUUCAACUGAAAAGCAAAAUCCUUUAAGAUAAAGCAUUUCACAAGGCGGGGGCAGUUAACUCAGAGAAUUCCUGUUCCGGCCACCAGGAACCAGAGAGGGCAUCAUCCAGCAUCGCUGCAGAAAAGACUCUCUUACGUUUCAGGUUACAGAGGAAAUGGCGUAAACUUUUUGAACCCACCAUUGCUGCACCUCAUUUGGCCUUUGAAACACAAUGCUUCUUUAUUCUUUGCCUACAUGUUCUGUUUACUCUCUGUGCGUAGCGACUCUGUGGCUGUUUCAGACUCGAAUUCUCAUUCUGCAAAGGCUCUGAGAUGGUGGCUCCCAAACUGCGAAAUCUCCGUGAGAAGGAAACAUGAAAACCCGUAAAGUGACGAGUGACCCAUCUCCUUCCACAAUUCUUUCGCAGGCUAUUCCAGAGAUUCAUUGGGGACCUUCUUUACCCAAUAGGUUCCUUGUAGCAUGUCUCCUUUCCCCUCCUUGCCUCCCAGUCAAAUUAUAAACUGUGGAGGGAAGAGAGCUCAGAUAAGGUAAGGUUGAGAACGGAGGUGUAAAAGAUAGGCCCAAGACAUUUUUGUGCCUGAAGCAGACAGUCCAAAUGUGUCUGUCGUGUGUGUGUGUGUGUGUGUGUGUGUGUGUGUUUAAGAUAAUAUUUCAAGAAAUUGCUACCCCAGAUCUGCCUCCUGAAGCAAACUCAGCCAGCUCCCUCAUGUUGAGUUGGCAGUUGGGGGUAAGUGCUGCUGACGUCUAGUGGGAAGCCAUUUUGCAAAACAUGACACAGUAAGGUUGGUAAACCAUGUAGAGUUAGUCUUGGCAUCCGAAAUGUAACCAUGUAAGAGCUGACGUGACACACUUUUACCGUUUCUCUGAUCUGAGAGAAGGAAAUGGACGUUCUUUACAAAUAGCAAUGAAAGGACUGCUUGAAAUAAUUAUUCCAACUAGCUCAAAGUAGAGAACAAAGAGAGCUAACUCUGGGCAGCUACGUUUUUAUUGUAUCAUUGCCACACGAGGCUUUGAGGCAAACCAGUCCAUUGUGGGAAUCCAUUUGAAUGGGGGAAAUACAUAAGAGGUACAUUUCUGCUCUCAGUGAUAUUUUCUUCAGCCAGUUUUAAAGCGCCAUCUUUCUGCUCCUCUGCUGCCUUUAGAAAACUUGACUUUAAGUAAUGUAUUAUCAGUAUGGCUCCCUCCAUGCACAACAUCGCACAAUGCUUACUAAUUACUUAUACCAGACAGAAACUGGUAACUGUUUGCCACAGGUGGGCACUACGUAAGGAUGCGCUACUUCUCCUUUACAACUCUGGUUCACCAUUCACCGCUGCAUCUAGCAUAAGAAAAUCACGCUGUAAUAGAAGGGGUUUUGGGGAAAACAAGCUAGAUUUUGCAUUUUUGAAUAAAUCUGCAGAAAGCCA
Podarcis raffonei (Aeolian wall lizard) is the source of this 2503-nucleotide messenger RNA. It is a transcript of the gene LHFPL3, whose product is annotated as LHFPL tetraspan subfamily member 3. Gene Ontology annotation, cellular component: plasma membrane. NCBI's taxonomy places the organism in Eukaryota, Metazoa, Chordata, Lepidosauria, Squamata, Lacertidae. Bases 1 to 753 code for a protein of 250 amino acids. The record is from RefSeq and is a predicted model, not a curated record. Gene Ontology annotation, biological process: sensory perception of sound. The transcript has 3 exons.